AUGGAAUUGGGGAGGCCAUGCAGUCUUCUUCUUCUUCUUGCUCUAAUGGUGGGGUUGGUGCUUCAAAAUGAAGUGGCAGUGGCAUUGGCAAAAGUGCCUGCUGUUUUCAUAUUUGGGGAUUCCACUGCAGAUGUGGGGAACAACAACUACUUGAGGAGCAAGGCCAAGGCGAACUUUCCCCAUAAUGGCAUUGAUUUCCCUGGAAAGAAAGCAACUGGGAGGUUUAGCAACGGUUACAAUAGUGCCGAUUUUAUUGCGAUGCAUGUUGGUCUCAAGAGCAGCCCUCCACCCAUUCUCUCUUUAUCAAAGGGAAACUUCGACAAACAAAUCCUUAAAGGUGUGAAUUUUGCUUCCGGAGGGUCGGGUAUUUUUGACACCACUGGCAAGAAACUGCAUCAAGUUCUGCCCUUGAAGACACAGCUGAGGCAUUUCUCUGCAGUAUACAAAAGCCUCACACAAAGGUUGGGGAAAGUGCGAGCAGAGGAGAUGCUUGCUAAGUCCCUCUUCGUCGUUUCCGUAGGAAGCAACGAUCUCUUCGAUAACUUCAACCCUUUUAUUCCUAAGACAUCUGCUGAGCAGGACGAGUUCAUUGCCAAUCUGACUGCUACCUACAAAGGACACUUGAAAGCUCUUUAUGGAAUGGGAGCGAGGAAGUUCGGGAUAAUAAGCGCCCCUCCAAUUGGGUGUUGCCCUCAGAUGAGGACACUAAGCCCUUCUGGCUCCUGCUUAGAGGAGUUGAAUGACAUGGCACGCAAGUUCUUCUCUGCUUCAGAGAUCCUUCUCCGCAAUCUCACCUUGGAGCAGAAAUGCAUGAAGUAUUCAAUUGCCAAUACAUUCGAGAUGGUCGAGAACUUCUUCCUGAACCAUACGCAAUUCGGCUUCACUGAAUUGGAGAAGGCUUGCUGUGGGAAAGGGAGGUUUAAUGGGGAAUCUGCUUGCACCCCAGAUGCAGAUUACUGUCCAAACCGCAACAAAUACUUGUUUUGGGACCUUUAUCAUCCUACACAGGCUGCUUCCAAGCUUGCAGCAAAGACCAUUUACUAUGGCUCCCAGAAAUUUGUGACUCCAAUAAAUUUCAUGCAAUUGGUCACUGAAAAAUAGUAG
Messenger RNA from Amborella trichopoda, 1104 nucleotides. RefSeq names its product GDSL esterase/lipase At5g55050. Gene Ontology annotation, molecular function: hydrolase activity, acting on ester bonds. The record is from RefSeq and is a predicted model, not a curated record. NCBI's taxonomy places the organism in Eukaryota, Viridiplantae, Streptophyta, Magnoliopsida, Amborellales, Amborellaceae.